Molecule: messenger RNA, 2375 nt
Organism: Theobroma umbraticum
Lineage: Eukaryota; Viridiplantae; Streptophyta; Magnoliopsida; Malvales; Malvaceae
Product: NagB/RpiA/CoA transferase-like superfamily protein
Source: RefSeq, a predicted model, not a curated record
UCUGUCUCUCUCUUUCUAUCCUGUGUAUAAUAGUUUGGCAUGAAUUGGAAACCCUAGCAUUUGAUUUUUGUCACUUGUUUUUAAGUUUUACAAGAAGAAAUCAGCAAUUUCGAGCGAACAGCAACAUUCCAUGGACGCGCGACGCGUCACACGCGCGGUCCCCAGGGUACGCCAAGUAGGCUUCUUCACCCCGAACGCGCCGCCGGAGCAACCGGGACCUGUUCGGUCUCAAUCAGGUCCUCCAAACUCCAGUUCGCCUCCACUCUCCGGUUCUCCCGCCAGCAACUCGCUCUCUCCAGUCAUGAUCCCGCCACCGCGUCACCUCUCAGACAACGUCGGAGCGCGCACCGCCGCGGUGCCGGUUCCCGGACGAGCUAACGCUGGAGACCAUGCGACUGUCGGAAGCUACAACCCGUCGGAUUCGGUGCUGGGGUUGGAGUCGCCGCCGCCGACUCGGAUUGGCGACGGAGAGUUCUCGGAGGAAACGGAAUCGUCGUUGGGAUGGUACCGUAGGAACAAUCCCGCGAAAUUUGCGUCGAGUUUUCCAGGAGGAGGUUUCGAUUUGUCUCCGGUGAAGCAACCAGAAAGUGUCUCCGGAGUAGAAGCUAAAAAUCAACCGCCUGAAGAAAGUAAAGUGCAAAAGGGACAAGCAUCAAGUUCAAAGCCUUCAAAACCGAAAACAACGAAAGCUGAGAGACGUGCCUUGCAGGAGUCUCAACGGGCUGCGAAAGUUGCUUCUAAAGCUGAAGCAAAUAAAUCUGGUGGAGGAGCAGCUUCUUCUAAAACUGCAAAGCAGCCAUCACAGAAGAAAGAUGGUCCUCCAGUUGCAUCUUCGAUUGCAACUUCUGAAAGAAUUGGAGUUGAUCGUCCAGCAGAGAAAGAGAGGAAGAAAGAUGUUCCUCCUCCGCGUAUGCAAUUUGAUGAUGAGAGUCGUGUGGGAAAGGCUAAAAGACGAUCUGUCUUGAAUCAACCUGAAGCUAGAAAUAGAGUCGAACUAUUUCGCCAUCUGCUUCCACACAUAAAUGGAACUCAGCUUCCUUAUUUGGAGUCUAAAUUUUUUGAACUUCAUGAUAAGCAUCCUGCUGUUUACAAGGUUGGAUUGCAGUAUUUGACUGGAGAUUUAUCUGGAGGUAAUGCUCGUUGUAUCGCAAUGCUGCAGGCAUUUCAGGAAGCCAUUAGGGACUAUUCCACACCACCGGAAAAAACCCUCAUUAGAGAUUUAACUUCCAAAAUUGGUAGUUUUGUUUCUUUCUUGAUUGAAUGCCGCCCACUUUCUAUGAGCAUGGGAAAUGCAAUCAGGUUUCUGAAGAGUCGCAUUGCCAAGUUACCACCAACUCUCUCUGAAUCAGAAGCAAAGGCGGCCCUUUGUUCUGACAUUGAUCGUUUCAUAAAUGAGAAGAUAGUGCUUGCUGAUAAGGUGAUAGUUAGACAUGCUGCUACAAAGAUCAGAGAUGGCGAUGUUCUUCUGACAUAUGGAUCAUCGUGCGUUGUUGAAAUGAUUCUGCUCUAUGCCCAUGAGCUUGGGAAACAGUUCCGUGUUGUUGUGGUAGACUCACGUCCCAUGCUUGAAGGCCAAAAGCUACUUCGUAGGCUGGUAGCAAAGGGCCUGAGUUGUACAUAUACUCAUAUAAAUGCUAUUUCUUACAUUAUGCAUGAAGUCACACAAGUUCUUCUUGGGGCUUCCUCAAUAUUGUCUAAUGGGACUAUAUAUUCGAGGGUUGGGACUGCAUCCGUUGCUAUGGUUGCUUAUGCAUAUCGUGUUCCAGUUUUGAUCUGUUGUGAAGCAUAUAAAUUUCAUGAAAGGGUGCAGCUUGAUUCAAUCUGCUUUAAUGAGCUAGGUGACCCGGAUGCCAUAGCGAAGGUCCCUGGAAGAGUUGAUGUGAAUUAUUUGGAUAAUUUGACUGAUAAACAGAACGAAAACCUCACACUUCUUAAUUUAAAAUAUGAUGCUACUCCUUCAGAUUAUAUCUCUAUGAUUGUCACAGAUUAUGGCAUGAUCCCUCCCACGAGUGUGCCUGUCAUAGUGCGCGAGUAUCGGAAGGAGUACUUGUUGAUAUAGAGUUACAACAUUUUUGGAUAAAAAGGAAAGCUCUCCUCAUUGAUUCAUAAAAGGAAUCCAUUUUUGGGGGACGAUGGAUCCAUGUUUUAGGCUUUUUUAUCACUUACUUCAUUACCCUUUCUGAUUCAUUCUUUACAUCAAAAUCAUAAUUUUAUGCCACGUCAAAUUGACUCGAAUCCUGGAAAGACAUUAGUUCUGGUAAAUAGAACAAGUUUUCGUGUUUUCUUGUAUUGGAUGCUGAUAACUUUCCCUGUACAUGCAUGUUUGAUUUGCAAGUUACACCAAUGAUAGCCUAAGAGUUUGGAGUUUCUCUUUG